This is a messenger RNA of Tyto alba (common barn owl), 5626 nucleotides long. RefSeq names its product leucine rich repeats and immunoglobulin like domains 2 (gene LRIG2). The transcript is spliced from 18 exons. Lineage: Eukaryota; Metazoa; Chordata; Aves; Strigiformes; Tytonidae. Gene Ontology annotation, molecular function: protein binding. The record is from RefSeq and is a predicted model, not a curated record. The coding region runs from base 215 to 3097 and encodes 960 amino acids.
GGCGCGGGCGGCCGCCGCCGAGCCCUGCGCCGCGCCCUGCUCCUGCCGCCGCGGCCUGCUGGACUGCAGCCGGCAGCGCCUGCCCGGCGGGCCGGGCCCGCGGAGGAUCCCGCCGCUGCCCGCCGGCACCACGGGGCUGGAUUUAAGUCAUAAUCAUUUAUUGUCAUCCAACUGGAGCAUUGAUUUGUCUGUUCACACACUACAAGAAGUGAAAAUGAAUUACAAUGAGCUAAGUGAAAUUCCAUAUUUUGGAGAAACAACCUCUAAUAUAACUCUUCUCUCAUUGGUACACAAUACCAUUCCAGAAAUAAAUGCUGAGCAGCUCCAAGUUUACCUUUCAUUGGAAAAUCUAGAUCUUAGUUCUAAUCUUAUCUCGGAAAUUAAAGCUUCUUCUUUUCCACGGAUGCAACUGAAGUACCUGAAUCUGAGUAACAACAGAAUAACUACUCUAGAAGCAGGCUGUCUUGAUAACUUAUCUAGCUCACUAAUGGUGGUAAAGCUGAACAGAAAUAGGAUUAGUGUGAUUCCACCAAAGAUCUUCAAAUUGCCUCACGUGCAGUUUCUGGAACUGAAAAGGAACCGGAUUAAAAUAGUGGAAAGUCUUACAUUCCAAGGACUGGAAUCCUUAAAAUCCUUGAAAAUGCAGCGCAAUGGGAUUAGCAGACUAAUGGAUGGAGCAUUCUUUGGCCUGGGUAAUAUAGAAGAAUUAGAACUGGAACAUAAUAACUUAACAGAAGUAAACAAGGGCUGGCUGUAUGGUCUGCGGACAUUGCAACAACUCUAUGUUAGCCAGAAUGCCAUUAACAGGAUCAGUCCAGAUGCGUGGGAGUUCUGCCAGAGACUUUCUGAGCUAGACUUGUCAUAUAACCAGCUAACUCGCCUCAAGGAGUCUGCCUUUGUGGGACUUGGUUUAUUGGAGAAGCUAAACCUGGGUGACAAUCGCAUUAGUCACAUUGCUGAUGGAGUGUUCAGAGGUCUGACAAAUCUUCGAACCUUGGACUUGCGGAACAAUGAGAUCUCCUGGGCCAUAGAAGAUGCAAAUGAAGCAUUUGUGGGACUCAGCAGGCUGGAUAGGCUAAUCUUGCAAGGAAACCAGAUUAAGUCAAUUACCAAAAAAGCGUUUUCUGGUCUUGAAGGACUUGAGCAUCUAGAUUUAAGCAACAAUGCAGUAAUGUCCAUCCAAGAAAAUGCAUUUGCCCAGGCUCACCUGAAGGAGCUCAUUUUGAACACUAGCAGCUUGCUCUGUGAUUGCCAGCUGAAGUGGCUGCCGCAGUGGCUCACUGACAGCCGCUUACAGCAGGCUGUGAACGUUAGCUGUGCUCAUCCCGAAUGGUUAGCAGGACAAAGCCUUCUCAGUGUGGACCCUGGUGACUUUGUCUGUGAUAACUUCCCUAAACCGCAGAUAAGAGUGCAUCCCGAGACCACAGUUGCUCUGCGAGGCAUGAAUGUGACUCUGACUUGCACUGCUGUGAGCAGCAGUGAUUCACCCAUGUCCACUGCCUGGCGUAAAGACAGUGAAGUACUGUAUGAUGCAGAGGUUGAAAAUUUUGCCAGAUAUCAGCAGCAAAGUGGUGAGGUGGUUGAGUAUACCACUGUCCUGCACCUUUCCAAUGUGAAUUUCACCGAUGAAGGGAAGUAUCAGUGCAUUGUCACCAAUCACUUUGGCUCCAAUUAUUCCAACAAAGCCAAGCUGACAGUCAAUGAGCUACCUUCUUUCCUGAAAACCCCCAUGGAUCUCACCAUCCGCACCGGGGCCAUGGCCCGGCUGGAGUGUGCUGCAGAGGGCCACCCGACUCCACAGAUCUCCUGGCAGAAAGAUGGUGGCACAGACUUCCCCGCUGCAAGAGAGAGGAGGAUGCAUGUCAUGCCUGAGGAUGAUGUGUUCUUCAUUGCAAAUGUAAAAAUAGAAGACAUGGGCAUCUAUAGCUGCAUGGCACAAAACCCUGCGGGUGGUUUGUCAGCAAACGCCACGCUGACUGUGUUAGAAACUCCUUCCUUCGUUAGGCCCCUGGAAGACAGAACGGUAACCCGAGGUGAAACUGCUGUCUUGCAGUGCAUAGCUGGUGGCAGUCCUGCCCCUCGCCUCAACUGGACAAAAGACGAUGGCCCUCUCACAGUGACAGAACGGCAUUUUUUUGCUGCGGCAAAUCAACUCCUUAUCAUUGUGGAUGCUGGACUAGAGGAUGCUGGGAAGUACACGUGCAUUAUGUCCAACACACUGGGCACUGAGCGUGGCCAUAUUUACCUAAACGUCCUGGCGUCCCCAAACUGUGAUUCUUCCCAGGGUGGCAUCGUCCACGAAGAGGACGGCUGGACAACAGUCGGCAUUGUGAUCAUUGUCGUGGUGUGCUGCGUCGUGGGAACGUCCCUGGUGUGGGUUAUUGUGAUCUACCACAUGAGAAGGAAGAGUGAAGAUUACAGCAUCACGAACACAGAGGAGAUGAACCUGCCUGCAGACAUUCCCAGCUAUCUGUCCUCCCAAGGAACUCUGUCAGAGCCUCAGGAAGGCUACAGUAACUCGGAGGCGGGAAGCCACCAGCAGCUCAUGCCUCCAGCUGGUGGCUACGUGCACAAAGGCACAGAUGGUGGCGCAGCACCGUUGGUGAUCUGCUCAGACUGUUACGACAAUGCAAACAUCUACUCCAGGACACGAGAGUACUGUCCCUAUGCCUACAUCACAGAAGAGGACCCUCUGGAUCAAACUCUCCCUAAUCUCAUGGUGCAGAUGCCUAAGGAAACGUAUGCAGCACGCACCCAGCACGAAACCAGUACUCUUGAUAAUCUCUUAGCAGACAGAGAUAUGGCUGUCUUCCUUACCAACCAUGACAAAAUAAGUGAAAAGAAAAUCUCCUCCCAGCAGAUGAAUGAACCCUUUCAGCUUCCUCUGUGGGGAGUAAACAAAGACCUUGCGCUCUCUCACUCCCACUUUCUGCAUCAGCAGUCGGCCCGUGAGACCCCACGACCUCUUCGAAGCGAGGGCAUUAUUGACAGUGACCAGGAACAAGCUGCUUCACCCAGACCCUGCCACAGGUUACGUGAACAUAACUUUGAUUUUAAUAGGACACGGAACCUUCAUGACUAUAGUGAAACUACGUAAGACACUAAAAUGAAGUCUUGAAAGCAAAUCCGUAUCAACUGACUUUUUGUAUUUACUACCUCAGGACUAACCCCAAGGCCAAAGAUGCUUGUGUACAUGUGUCUACAAUUACAGGCUGACUAAACAGAGUCACACUCCCUAGCAGGAGGUGGCACAUGCCCUUUUUCCUUGGAUUUCUGUAUAUUGGAAAAUGGGAAUGUGCAACAGAGAAAACAUGGAUGAUUAGUGAUAUCUACAAGAACAGCAUUAAAACUUGGAUAUUCUGAUGCUGGAAGCAGCCUUUGUGUUGGUGCAUGCUUUGAAAAUCUCUCAAGAGUGCGUAGCUAUUUCACACCGCAUUGUCUGCUUGAAAACAAAUGUUCAGGGCCUCCUUGUGGAAUUCCCCAGUAACUGUAAGCAUAAAACUCUUGGCCAGCUUUUUGUUCCUUAGACUGUUGGUAGACGUCUGUUACCAGUCUAACUUUGGGGCUUGUUUUCUCCUAUGAAUAAUGGACUCUAGUUGUAAAUAAAUUUUCAUUUAUAAAUAUUUUGUAUACACUAAGCAUAUAAAUGUGUUGGCUGUAAUGUAAAUAUGUUUUUUAUUAUGCCAAAGUAUCAUACUGUUAGUCUUGACAGCUGCAUAUCAAGCCAUAUGGGGUUUUUUGGUGGGACUGAAAGCUUGUUUCUGAUGGGAUAGAGCUACCUUUGGUUUGGCAAGAAGUGAAUUUACUAUAGGUAUGUGGUGAACUUGUGAUACUGAUGAAUUUCAUUGUUCCAUACAACUCUGUAUGCAUUAAGCCUGGCUGACCUGACUGCAAGCUGAUCCAGUUCACGACAUAAGCAGAGUUCCAAGUUUGACCCAUUUAAGUGUUGAGAGAGUCCUUAAAUCUCUGUGUGAGGCACCUGUCUUGUCCAGUGGAGCGUAAAGCCCAACAGACCCUGGGUAAACCAAGCAGUGCUCACCUGUGUUCCAGGCUGUAGUAUCCAGCUUCCCAGGUGUUCUUGUAAAUAGCAAUCCAAAAGGACAGUAUGCAAAAUGCUUCCUUCGGGUCAUUUGGUAAAAUAGCUGUAAGAUGGGAGUUUUGAGUGGUUUCUUUCAGCAGUUUAUCUCUAAGCUCUUACCUUUAAAAAAAGCCUUAGUAUUAUGUAUGUUGCAGAGAUGUCUCCAUGUGUUUUUCCUAGCUGACAGUUAAGUGAACUUUUAAAAAGAGUGUUGUGAUGAAAAACACCAGAUAAAUUGGGCAUGUGUAGUAUAAAACACUUGUGUCCUUUUCUAUUGUAAAAUAUCAGUCAAAAUUGUUGCCCUGUUGAACUCUCUAAUAGUUCCCUAGACCUCAUUGUGGCCUAAACAUUUAAGUAUUUGACAUGUGAGAAAUGAAACAAUAUGCAGGGAACCACUCAAUUUUGAAAAUAGAGUACUUGCUGAGACAGAGGAAGCGCAAACUUCAUUAGUUACCUUUAUUAGUUACCUGAAAUGUUUUAAUAACAUACAUGCUAAAAGAAGAAUCUUGGGUUCCUUUCUUUCUGGUUUUAUUUCCUCCAGGCUUUUUCUUUCCAGACAGCAUUUAAGACGUGGUGCUUAUUUUCAAUCCAAAGUUAUCUCUGGUGCAGGAACCCAGUACUGUCAGUUUCAAUCCAGAUGAGAAAGGUCAUGUCAUGAAACUGCAGCAGCAGCAGCAAAGCCUCGUCCUUUUGGGCUGCUUUUCUGCUUUCUCCAGCUACUCACCCAGGCUGCUGUGGCCGAGUGCUCGGCAUGUGCAGAGCCACGAUUUCCCCCGGGGGGAAAAGGGCACCCUUCUGUGCUCCAUCGCCCGUCUCCAUUUGGCAAAUGCUUGUUAGCUUUUCUUUCAUCCCUCUCUUCAGUGGAGUUGAGCUAAGACAGAUGUGUCUCAGUCCAGCUGUGGAUGUCCAGACCUUGGGCGUGCUGUGGGCACAAUUCCCUGGUGCCACUGAAUUCCCUUUAGGUAGGUGAGAUGCGCUUGGCCAGGACCAAGGCUUUAAAGUUGAUGCAGUCUGCACCAGAACAAACUGAAGUGCUAGCUCUCAAAGCCAUUUGGGAGCUAAAGCUGCACUGAUUUCUGUGAGAUUCUGACCUGCAAAAGCUGCCAUUAUGAAUGAGGACAUUUGCAUCCUUCUGUGAGCAGUGAUAUUUCUUUAAAGUCCAUAAGCUGGUUGUAAAUAGCAGAAGCUUGUAAGUAGGUGAACACCUUGCUGUGCUUAGCAUUGUGGAAAAACUUCCUAGGUAGACUUGCAGAAAAAAUCAGGUCUCUCUUCUGUCCCCUUUCCUCCAGGAGGUACAGGUAGGUCAGCGUGGCCAUUCUGUUUUCAGUGAAUGCAAACAGUUUCUUCAAUCAAUGCCAAAGUACUACCAGUGCAGGAGCUGGGGGUUUGUAAGACAGUGUGAGCAAAGCUGCUCUUGUUCUCUGUUGCUAUUUCCUAGUGUCUAUUUAUAUUUUUUUCACAUAAGAUUGUAUAUUUUGUAUAGCAUGUGUAAUAUAUGUUUGUCUAUUGUAAUAUAACCUUGUUCAAUAAAAUGAUAUAUACACUGAG